UCUGUCACCCUGGAUGUUGACACAGCUCAUCCCAGAUUGGAAAUUUCUGCAGGUGGGAAGAGUGUGAAAGAUUCUGGUGUCAUCAGAGACUUGCCCAGCAAUGAGAAGAGAUUGGAUUCCCAUCUCUUUGUGUUCGCAAAGGAAGGAUACAGAUAUGGGAGAUCAUACUGGGAAGUAGAUGUUGGGAAAAGAAGAAACUGGGCCUUGGGAAUUGCCCUGGAAUCUGUGCCUCGCAAAGGACCAUUGACUCUGUCCCCUCAGAAUGGCUUCUGGGUCAUUGCACGUGAAGAUGGGAGAGACUAUUGGGCCUACACAGAUCCUUGGACUCGACUGAGUGUGACUGGGGAGUUGUCCGUCAUUGGGAUCUUCCUGAGCAUCCCAGCCAAGAAGGUGUCUUUUUACGAUGUCAUUAAUAGAACAUGUCUGUACACUUUUAGUAUUGCUGCUGGCAGGACCCAGGAAGAGAAAUUCAUUCCCUUCUUCUCCACAGGCCCUGCUGCUGCAGGGCCUGACCCUGAGCCUCUG
This is a messenger RNA of Acanthisitta chloris (rifleman), 525 nucleotides long. Its product is annotated as E3 ubiquitin-protein ligase TRIM39-like. Lineage: Eukaryota; Metazoa; Chordata; Aves; Passeriformes; Acanthisittidae. The record is from RefSeq and is a predicted model, not a curated record. The transcript has a single exon. Gene Ontology annotation, molecular function: protein binding. The annotation marks the transcript as partial.